Messenger RNA from Aspergillus alliaceus, 1211 nucleotides. RefSeq lists its product as uncharacterized. Lineage: Eukaryota; Fungi; Ascomycota; Eurotiomycetes; Eurotiales; Aspergillaceae. The record is from RefSeq and is a predicted model, not a curated record. The transcript is spliced from 4 exons. The coding region runs from base 1 to 813 and encodes 270 amino acids.
AUGGGGGACCGAGUGCGAAACGCUUAUGCUGGAGUCUAUAGCGAUACUAUCAAGAGACAAGUCAAAUGUAUGACAUGCAAGAAAAUUCGUAUGCAGAGUGCAUACUCCAAAAGACAGCUAGAUGCCCUCCGAAACGCCAUCGUGGUCAAAGGUGGCCGCGCCCUCACUGGUCCUGGGCACGCCAAAUGCCGAGAAUGCGUGGGUGGCCAAACUGUCGAGCUACGGUGCAUUAUCUGUGAUCAAACCAAAAGCCUUGAAGAAUUUGCGAAGAACCAGAGACAUGAUCGUGAUUGGGCGAGGUGCUUGACUUGCGUCCAGAACCACACGGAAACGGAGCCUGUGCUUGAGGAAUACAAACUGCUCGCAGAAAGUGAAAUGUCCACGGCUCAGGGUACCACAGCGGCCUUGAGUCAGGCAAGUGACGGCUAUACCUACAGUACUUCUGCUUAUGAAGAGGACGAUGAGGAUGAGGGUGACGAAGAUGACUAUUCCGUUGGGGGUGGAGUCUGGGUCGAGCCCGAACGUCAGGAAGAAAACACUGCCAGCAAGAGCAAAGAGCGUGGAUAUAUUGGAUAUGACCGACAGGGAAUACCUCAUCGCCUUGUUAGCUCUCAUGCAGUAGCUCCUGAAAGUGCUCACUCUAGCUGGGCGUCUUGGGGGAUCACCGCCAACACUACACUAGCUAGUUCUCCUCAGGGAGGUAGCUUUGAGAGUCCCAGGCCCAACGAGCCUCCACUUUCGCCGCAGAAAAAGAACUCGAAGUUUGCAAAAAUCCCGGUGAGAUCAAACAGAUAUAUAGUGACUUUACAGUAAUCGGGGCUGACUUAGGUCUAUGGUCAGAAAAUGCGAAUUGAGCGAAGCGUUCCUCUAACAAUACGCGACCUCGAGCCUUCCGGACACAAUAUACCACAUGAAGUUGACGAAGACAAUGAUGGUGUUGAAGAUUAUCUCUGAGUGGGCAAGAUCGAUUGGAGGAUGAACCGUAUCCGUCUUGAUUUUGGUUCUGGUAAGAUCUUCCCGCACAAUCCAUGAGAGACAGUUCCGUGGUUGAUGUGCGGAUCCCCCUAGGCAAUAUCUUAUCAGGAAGUAUGAACUACUGAAAGGAGGAUAUUAGCGAUUGAGGGGGCGACAUGAAUUUAUAAUUGAUUCUACUUGGCUUCACGGGCUAAACUAAUUCAGUUUAAAUUGAACUGUUCCGAUAACCGUUCGAA